Molecule: messenger RNA, 465 nt
Organism: Salvia splendens (bonfire salvia)
Lineage: Eukaryota; Viridiplantae; Streptophyta; Magnoliopsida; Lamiales; Lamiaceae
Exons: 1
Coding region: 1-465 (154 amino acids)
Source: RefSeq, a predicted model, not a curated record
AUGGCUAGUGAUGGUGAUGCCGACGACGCACGGCGAAUUAACGAAGAGUUGCGGGCCUAUAUGUCCGCGGAUAUAAAUCGGUUGAUACAAGAGCACUUGUGCCAGCAGCAGCAGCAGCAGCCGACGGUCCCUCGCCACAUCCAUCAUUUAGCUGUAGUCCCCUGGGACCACGUCGGUGCCCACCAACGGUUGUAUGACGACUACUUCGCUAAGCAGCUGCGGUUUGGGGAGACCUUCUUCCGACAGCGUUUUAGGAUGCACCGGCCGUUAUUUAUGAGUAUCGUGAACACUUUAGAGCGUUGGUACAAGUAUUUCCGGUUCAGAGAGGAUGCGAGUGGCAGACCCGGUCACUCACCCAUACAGAAGCACACUGCCGCAAUCAGAUUGUUGGCCUACGGAGGCCCGGCCGACAUGUUCGAUGAGUACUUUCACAUAGGCGAGACGACUGCCCGCGAGUAUCUAUAG